Rhizophagus irregularis DAOM 181602=DAOM 197198 is the source of this 1056-nucleotide messenger RNA. RefSeq lists its product as uncharacterized. Gene Ontology annotation, biological process: lipid metabolic process. The record is from RefSeq and is a predicted model, not a curated record. Lineage: Eukaryota; Fungi; Glomeromycota; Glomeromycetes; Glomerales; Glomeraceae.
AUGAAACAAAUCAUCUCCUCGAGUUGCGGUGCAAUUCAUACCACUAAACAUUUUCAUAAAUCCCUUUCACACUCAUCAUUUAAAUUCUCAUUCAAAUUAACUUUUAUAAUUUCUUUAAUUCUCUUAUCAACAUUAAUCGAAGCCGUUCCAACUCCUACCUCCUCUUAUUCAACCCUUGAUAAAAGGAACGAUAAUAUUUCGAAGGAUGAUUUAAGUAAAUUUGCUAAUUUCGCUGCUGCCGCUUAUUGUGAUACUUCUGUUUUUAAAGAUUGGAAUUGUGGACCUCUUUGUGAUGCAACUAAUGGUACUGUUGUUAAUAAAUUCUUUACCACUAAAAACACCGCUACACGAGCUUAUAUUGCAACAUAUGAAGAAGAAGAAUUAAUCGUUGUAUCAUUUAGAGGAACUGUACCAGAUAAUAUUAAAACUGUACUCACUGAUGCAAAACUUCUUUUAAGAGAUUAUCCACCUGUAAAAGGAGCAAAAGUACAUACUGGAUUUUAUGAAGCUUUUCUUGAAGCACAAUCCGAAGUUUUCGACGAAGUUCAAAAAUUACAUGAAGAACAUCCUAAUUUUAAAGUUUUAUAUACUGGUCAUAGUUUAGGUGCUGCGCUCACUUUAUUAGCAGCAUUAGAUCUUGUACAAAAUUCAACAGAUUUCAAAGCAAAUGAAAAUCUUUUCGUUGCUACCUAUGGUGAACCAAGAGUUGGUGAUUUAAAAUUUUCUAAAUUUGUUGAUAGUAAAUUAAAAGUAACAAGGGUUGUAAAUGGAGGUGAUCCAGUUCCUCAUUUACCACCAAAAUUCCUUUCUUAUGAACAUCCUAGCGGUGAAUUAUGGAUAUCAGAUCCUAAAAAAAGUUCAAGUGAAUUUAUUACAUGCAAGGGUCCAGAAGAUCCAAAAUGUUCCAAUUCGUUACCUAUUAUUCAAUUAAAUGCAAUUUUUCACAUGGGCCCAUAUUUCGGUGUUUCUAUGAGAGGUUGUAAAUCUAACAAUGAUAAAUCUGUCGGACAAUUAUUAUCAGGUUUAAAAUUUAAUAAACUUGAAAAAGACAAUUAA